UAUUGUUCAACUGAAAACGCUCAUCAACCCACCAGAACCCUACGUCUGUUUCUCAGUCUAAGCAACUCUUAAAGGAAAAAAAAGGGAAGAAAAUCCAGACAUGGCAACCAAUGGAGAUGGCGAUCUCAAAAGGAAGCAAGCAAUAGUAUCAUCUCUUUGCAAACACUUCUCUUUAGAUCCCAAGUCUUUUUCAAGUCAAGUCCCCGGAAAUGAUAUUAAGACCCUUUAUACGAGCAUUUUGAAGUCAGCAGGGAAGGAAUCUCCACAAAAUUGUGAUGAGGUGAUGAAGUGGAUAGCUUUUGCAGAGAGCUUUCCCAGUGAUUCUAAGGCAUGCUCUGGUCGUUUGAAUGAAUUAAACGGUGAUUUGGCUCAAAAGUCUGUACUUUUGGGCAAUGGAUUUACACCCUCGGAAGCUGAUGUUUUUGUUUUUUCAGUCAUACAUAGUUCAUUGAUUGGCCUUUCAAAUCCAGAGAAGGAGAAACUGCCACAUUUGAUGCGAUGGAUGGAUUAUAUCCAGAAUAGAGAGGAUCUUGGUGCUCUUUUUGAAAAGAUAUUGCUGGAGAAGCCUGGUUUUGAGCCUCAGAUAGCAAAGCCUGCAGCUAAGCCAGAAGUACAAUCAAAUUCUAAGGAGACAGUUCAAAACACACAAACUGCAAACAAGCCAGAAGCUGAAAAAGAUGCAAAGAAAAGUGAUUCCGGGGAUAACAAGAAAAAAGCCAAGGGAGAUAAGGAAGUCGCUCCAGAGAAGAAGAAAGAAUCUGAAAAAGAAGCAGCUGAAAAAGACAAAGAACUCAGUGUCAGUUUACUGAACAUACAGGUUGGUCUUAUUCAAAAAGCAUGGAAGCAUCCAUCUGCUGAUAGUUUACUGGUUGAGGAGAUAGAUGUUGGAGAAGCUAAAUCGCGACAGGUGGUUAGUGGAUUGGCCAAGUAUUGCAAGCCAGAAGACUUAACGAAUCGUCGAGUUGUGCUGAUCACAAAUGUAAAACCUGGAAAGCUACGAGAUGUGAUGUCAGAGGGACUGGUGCUUUGUGCUUCUAAUGAAGAUCAUUCCGUUGUAGAGCCUUUACUGCCCCCUGAAGGGUCUAAACCUGGCGAACGCAUUUCAUUUUCAGGGAUUGAUGGCAAGCCAGAAGAUGUCCUAAAUCCAAAGAAGAAGCAGUUGGACAAAAUAACACCGAAUCUUUUCACUGAUGAGAAAGGUGUUGCCACAUUCAAGGGUAUCCCAUUUAUGACCUCUGCCGGGCCAUGCACAUCGUCCAUUCCUAAAGCAAGCAUCAAAUGAAUGUUUGAAAUCAGUGUGUUGUUUCUCGUGAUCAGUAUGGAAGGAUUUUGUUGCUUCUGCUUUUAAUCUGAACCUGUUAAUCUAGAAAAUUAAGCAAAGAAUAAGGGAAAAAAGUUUCUUAACUAGUUUGAAUCUUGAUUGUUCA
Molecule: messenger RNA, 1427 nt
Organism: Hibiscus syriacus
Lineage: Eukaryota; Viridiplantae; Streptophyta; Magnoliopsida; Malvales; Malvaceae
Product: aminoacyl tRNA synthase complex-interacting multifunctional protein 1-like
Exons: 13
Coding region: 101-1282 (393 amino acids)
Molecular function (GO): tRNA binding
Source: RefSeq, a predicted model, not a curated record